Molecule: messenger RNA, 1875 nt
Organism: Penicillium waksmanii
Lineage: Eukaryota; Fungi; Ascomycota; Eurotiomycetes; Eurotiales; Aspergillaceae
Exons: 2
Coding region: 1-1875 (624 amino acids)
Source: RefSeq, a predicted model, not a curated record
AUGUUGGACGAGCUAGACAACGUCUUCGACGACCACCCGUCGCUGGACGCCUCACUUGAGGACUUUGAGAACAACAGCAAUGCGCAUCGCUCCCCGCUGUACGGCUUGCCCUCGCAGCACUCGGGCUUCCGGUCUGAAGAGUCGGACGAUGAGUUGGAUGAGACACCCACAAAUGACCGCUGGGCACCCCCUGGCCUUGGCAUACGACAACACGAUUAUGUUCAAGGGAGUGGAUGGUACCGUCACCAACCAUAUGCGCAGAAGCAUAACCUCCGCAACCGUCCGGACUUGAAACCCACAGUUGGUCGUCUCAGCGUGUCGCCGACAGCGUCGCGCGAACCAAGCCCGCAGUAUGAAGAUGCGCCUGAAGCCCCCGCGAAGGGAAGAACAAGUGAGUAUGCCGAAAAAGGUGAUGUUUCGAUCGCUGCCAAUGUACCCUUGCCAAGGGGAGCAGGUACCCCACAGAUAGGACGAUCCCCCAGUCCUCCUCCGGCGCAACGUCCCGGCGCGACUCGUGAGGGCCCCGACGAUGACGGAUUGGGCUUUGGCGCGGAGAAUCUGAGCAACUACAUUCGAUUCGCAGUGCGUGCAGAAGUCCAGCAUCGUGAACCCAUCGCUGCCAUCUGCGGCUACUUGCGCAACAAGUUCGAGCACAUGACUAGUUCGAAAUCCAAUACGACUCUCUCGGUAUUGGUCAUGUUGGUUGCGGUCGCCUUCAUGCGUGCUCUAUUCCUCCCCGGUCUACCGCAGUCCAUCCCGGAUCUGGUGAAGCUAUCGAGCUUCGCGCGUUCGUUUGAGCCCCUCAUCUAUUACUCCGAAAAUGGCGUCCAGCAGAUCGGUACCCUGCAAGAAACCGGGGUCGCCGUUUGGGACCUUAGUGAGUCAGUGCGUGGCACAAACAUGACUAGCGCGCCUAUUAUCGUGCGUCAAUUAGAUGAGCUAUCUGAUUCACUCAAGUCUCUAUCUCUAGAGUUGACACGUUUCUUUGCAAACGUCGACUCAGAUAUUGACUCCAUCCUGAUUGUGAUGGACUGGGCCAAGCGUGAGCUCGAAACUUUAUCUGCACAACCUCCAAGUUCUCUACCUACAGUUGUUUUCGACAAUGUCCACAACAUGUUCUCACGAUUAGGUGCGCUCGAGCGACCCACAGAGCUGGCCGGGAGCGGCGUAACAACACCAUUUGGACAUGUCGUGAUGGCAGUCUUCGGUCAAACAUCUGCACAGCGCACCCGCGCAACCCUCACACGAACCUUCAGCGAAUUUCUCGCCGUCCUCGAAGAGUCAAUCAACAGCGAAUUGACCCACUCAACCGCUCUUUUCGCCUUAUUCGAAUCAAUAGAUCGGCAAUUCUUGAACCUGCAACGCACAGUCGUCCGCGAAUCAGAUGCCCAAGAACGGGCCGAGGGAGAAAUGCUUAGCUCCCUCUGGACUCGCGUCCUCGGGCCCAAUGCUGCAGUCGUUCGCAAGUACGAAAAGAAUAAGAAGCUUCUCGCCAACGUUCGGAGCCGCACUGUCGCAAACAAGCACUUGCUUGUUGAUCACCGCGGCCGUCUCCUCACACUGAAAGUGAAUCUUGAAACGCUUCGGCGGAAGCUUGUCAGUCCGCUUGUGCGGCGCAAUGAUUCGGUCAGCUUUGUCGGCGUGGAGGGGGGCUCUUCGGGGUCCGGCAGUUCCAAUGCGGGACGCAUGCUCGGUCCCGUCGAGGCUGUUAUCGAUGGGCAGAUCCGUGGGUUGGAGGGUACAUACGAUUACCUGCGAUCUGUCCGGGAGCGCCAGAAAGCGAAGUUGAUGGAGAUGGUCUAUGGUUCCGGAAGGAAAGCACCGUCGUCAAUGUUUGCAGGUCUGGAAGGACAUGAGGAGGCGAUUGAUGGGUAA